This is a messenger RNA of Periophthalmus magnuspinnatus, 3811 nucleotides long. RefSeq lists its product as uncharacterized. NCBI's taxonomy places the organism in Eukaryota, Metazoa, Chordata, Actinopteri, Gobiiformes, Gobiidae. The record is from RefSeq and is a predicted model, not a curated record. Bases 195 to 1970 code for a protein of 591 amino acids. The transcript has 5 exons.
AUUGUGGGGGAAUCUCAGUUUGAAAAUGAGACGCACUCAGAGCAAGACGCACGCAGCUGGCUCCGGUCUGCACCUCCCUGAACCUGGAUCUAGACUUGGACCAAGACUUGGAUCUGUGUGUCUGGCUUUCUCUCCCCUCUCCUUCCCUUGCCUCCUCGUCUCCUCUCCUCGUCUCCUUGGUUGAAUGUGCAGAGAUGGGCUGCAGAUUGAGUGUGAGCAGAGGCAGGAAUAGGUCUAAGCCUCGGCCCUUGCAGCGCUCCCAUGGCCCCGAAGAGCUACACUUCCGAGAUGAAUUUGGUCAACCAAUCACAGUGCAGCUUGAAGAGAGAGGGCGGGGUCAGUACAGACCAAUUGAAGCUCAUUGGGAGAUGGGUCAAACUCAGAGGCCAUGCUACGGUGAACCUUACAUUCCACCGGACCUCUACCCCUACAUGUCACAUGACCAGUUUCCCACUGCUAGCUGUGUCCCAAGUGUGUCCUACAGCCUAGAUCAAAUGGACCAGGUGGACCCAGAGUGGCUUCAGACCCAGUUCGCAUGCCCCUGGCCUCCUCCAGACCUCAGGCCAGAUCCCACCUUGGAUCUGGAUCAGGGUCAGUCUGGUCCUGGUCUGGUUCCGAACUUCCCCUGCAAUUCUUCUCAGUUCCUCAAGGGGAUGCUGCUCUCGGAGGCAGAGACUGACAUUGUGUCAUCACUCCCAGGCCACACCCCUUCAUCCCGUGGCUCCUCCCCAUCAGACUCUUUGACAUCAUCUUUGACAUCAGAGCCCAGUGAUUCAGGCUUUCACAGUGUCAGUACUGCAGGCCCCGCCCCUAGAGCUGUCGGCCCCUCCCCAGGACAUCACCGCCCGCAUCUUCAGAGAGGACGCUGGGAACUGCAAUCAAUUCCUGAGAACUGGAGUCCCGCUCCUCACUAUACGCAUCAACAUUCGGAUCCAAGGGGAUUCUGGGAGAUGCAGUCCAUCCCAGAGUCAGGAUCUAGGGCUAGCUGCAGCGUAGGCAACAGUACCACUACAACGGUUCACUUUCAUCGUCCAGAACGCAGCCCCACAUCUCCCCGGCAACACAGCCCCCGGUUACAGCGACAGCGUUCACCUGCUGCCACACCCCUCGGCUGCCGCACUGAGCCCUGCCAGCGAAGAGCGCUCUGGCUGCAAGAUGGAUCCAGAACUUUAACAGAACCAAAUCGAAGCCAAACUUUCACCAAUCUCAGCCAGAAUCAGAACCAGCAUCGGAGGAGAGCAAGCCAUCCCUGCACCCUCCAGGCUUCAGAGACCCGGACCUCCCAGAGCAUUCCAUCUGAGACCAGGUCUAAUCAGAUCAGCACUGCACCUAGGAGGAGCCUAUCCAGAACCAGCCAAUGGGAUCGGAGUUUGACCCAUGACAGACAACCCAGCUUAAACCAAGACCAAAACCAGGACUUCAACCAAAUCGCUCAAAAUUCUUCUACAUACACCCCACAACCCAUCACAACCAGAUCCAGAGAGUCCUUGGAUCAAGUCUUCACCAAGGUUAACCGGACCAGAGACCUUAGCCUGGACCAAAACCCUCACAGUCCUCUGACUCGGACCUCUCAGACUCUCAAAACUAGGUCCAACCGAGAGUCCACUCCCCAGUUUUACAGCACAGUCCAGUCCAGCCCCAGAUCGCCCAAUCAGAGGCCACUUCGGAGGCAUCGAGCUCCACGAUUGGUCCAUCAGAGGAGUGAUGUCACCACUGAUGAAGAGUUGUUCCCACCUCCCCAAGAUCGCCGCAGACCAGGACACAAAACCCGGAUCAGAUCCUCCCAGAGUCGUUCUGGGCCAGACCAGGAUCCACUCAUGGUCCUGAGAGACCAGAACUUGGACCGCAUAAGGACCAGGCAGAUUCUUGACGAGUGGACCACCAUUGAGGAGCUGCUGAGCCAUGGGACUAGAACAGAAAACAGGAGCAAGGGCUGGCCCAGUCCGCUCCUGUCUGUCACUACAGUCUGAUCAAACCAGAACAAGUACCAGAACCAGGACUAUCUACACAAGACCAGAACUAAGGCUAGAAACAGAGCCAAAACAGAAGAACCUAAAACCUGUGUUUACACAUAUCAGAUGAUGAUCAGAACCAAGUCCAAACCUCAUGUGGACCAGAACAAGAUCCAAUGCUGAUAAGAACUCUGUGACUGUUUCUAAAGGAGAGGAAACGGGUCCUGGAUUAAACUGUGAAUAACUAUGUGAAUACACUUUGUGAAACAAAAUUUGGUUUCAGACUAAGUACACAGCAAAAAAGAAAUACUUCAAUAUGAGUUUAAAUUCAUUUUGACUUGAGUAGUUUCUAGUAGGUUACAAGCUAAUCAAACAAUACAUAUUCUGUUGUCAGACAGGUGUAAAUAUUCAGGUAUAACUCUAGAGUAAAAUUUGCCCAAAGGCCCUGAUAUUCAUGUAAGGAAAAAAUAUGUUUUAACAACAAUAUAGGCUUAUAUAUAUUUUUUAAUUAAAAUAAAAAUAUGGUGAAAUUAAAAGUCAAAAUAUUACAACAGCCUCAUGUCCCAACCAAAUUUGGAUCCAGGCUUGGUUGUGAACCAAUCUGAACAUUUUUUAUUUUUAUUAUUAUUUUUUUAAUACAUUUUUUUCAUUAAUUUGGUGUGUGGCCAUUUUACUUGACCUGGAGCUGGCAAAUGCGUUUAUCUACAUAAUUGCCAUCAUUAGCAGCACCACCUCCUCAGACCUCUCUCUUCUCCCCCUGUAGACAACGAUGGCACUACAGCCUGAGAUUUCCUCAGUAGAGGAACCUCAGUUUCACACUGUGUGCAUUUAGCAAAUUUUAUUCCCAUCUUUACGAAACAAAUCUGUUUUACUGCUACCAAAAAAAAUCACUGUACACCUGACACCUUAGAGCCCCAAUCCCUUGCUCUAAACCAGUGUUUUUCUGAUUCCAGUUCACAGUUGUUAAAGAUGACUGAGGUGAGAGUGUGGUCCAGCUCAUUCUUUCACUCUCGUUUCCAUCUGAGGGUCUCCAUGGCGACUGUCUGAGCGUCUCCACGGUGACCGCUGCAUCACAGUUUCCACAGCAACACUCUGAUGACUCCAUCACUGUCGUCGUCAUUUAACCACCUCGUCAAUUCAGCAAGUUCACAAAAUCAUGACAGAAACACUAUUUAGCAGUCUUAACCAGGAUCCUGGCUCAGAUCUGGUCCACUGCUCCUGACAGGUGCAGUAGAUGAGGGCAAUGGGUCAAAUGAAGAGAAAUAUUACUACACAGAAAAUACAGCAACAAUAAUAUAUAGUACAUGUAUCAAAAACGUUGUACAGUUUAGUGCUUAGAGGGAGCAAUCUCACUCAGGACAGAAUACAGCUUUAUUUGAUGUUCCAGAUCAGCACUAAAAAUGUCCCUUUACUACCCUUUGUGGCUGAAAAUAUCUUUGUGUCAGCUAGGAUAUGAAGCAAAGUGUUCUGCUGUUUGAGGCUAUUUGUGAACCUAACUCAACCUAUGUGUUGCUAACAAACUGUGGUUAAAUAAUGUACAGGCAUGCAGUGCAGGUAAUUAUGCUUAGGAACCGAGUUUAUGUUUCAUCUCAACUGUAGUUCUUUACAGAUGGCGUAUAAUAAUUAACAAAUAUUACGCUAGUAGUGGCACAUUGAAGUUACAGAGGAACAGUUCAUAUCAGGACGAAGAGGGUUUGUUUGUGGUAUUUUUGUAAAUAAAGCUGUUUAAAUUAAGUCUAAAUUUGUAUGUUUUUUAUUUCAGCUAUAGUACUGUGACAGGACUUGUACUAGGCAUGGGAAUGAUGAUGCAACAGUACCCCUCCAGUUCCCAGAUGAACGCUUAAAUAAAUACAUCGUUU